Molecule: messenger RNA, 1485 nt
Organism: Elephantulus edwardii (Cape elephant shrew)
Lineage: Eukaryota; Metazoa; Chordata; Mammalia; Macroscelidea; Macroscelididae
Gene: KCNMB3
Product: potassium large conductance calcium-activated channel, subfamily M beta member 3
Exons: 5
Biological process (GO): detection of calcium ion; potassium ion transport
Cellular component (GO): voltage-gated potassium channel complex; membrane
Molecular function (GO): potassium channel regulator activity; calcium-activated potassium channel activity
Source: RefSeq, a predicted model, not a curated record
AUGGCUGGUGGUGCUUGCUCAGGGCACCCGACUUAUCACUAUGGGGAGAAGUGUGUGGGGACACCAGGGUCUGAUCCAGAGCCCAAAGGAGAACCGGUACCAAUCACCACCAUCAGGACCCGAAGGGGCAACCCCGAGCCCAAUGCAGAGAAGACAUUGGUCACCACCACCAGGAGACAAAGGACUGACCCUAAGCCCAGUGUUGAGAAGGUACCAGAAGCCAACAGCACAGCACCAGGAUCUGAUGCAGAGCCCAUUGCAGACAAAAUGCCGCUCAAUACCAGAAAGCGAGGGGCUGAGCCCCAGCGCAGCAAGGAAAAAGAAUCUGUCACUGCCAUCAGGACACACAGUACUGACCCUGAGCCCAGUGCAGAGAAGAUCCUGGGCACCGCCUCUAGGAGGCGAGGGGCUGGGCCCAGCACAAAGAACACCUCUUUGAGUAAGACUGGUGACCCCUCCAGGGGAGUCUCAGAAGAUAAAGUCCCAUUGCUGGGAACUCGAUCCUCAAGGCUGAGGUCUAAAAACCAGACGAAACCGGAGGGCAUAGAGGAACCUACUGAGAAGAUUCAUUCAAACCAGGGUGAUGGAAGAGCCCUGCCCAGAGCCCACGCGGGGCCGAAAGAGGUGCUGCCCCCGGAGACCCAGAGCAGGAUGAGGAUGCCGUCGCAGCAAAGAGGGACAGGUGUUUCUACUUCCGGAAAGAAGAGAAGCACAGCCCGCAGUGAUGGAGACCCUCCAGAUGUGCACAAGAAGCUGCCGUCCAGUGCUGGAGAGGACCGAGCCAUGCUCCUGGGGUUUGCAAUGAUGGGCUUCUCUGUACUAAUGUUCUUCUUGUUUGGAAUAACCAUCCUGAAGCCUUUCAUGCUCAGUACUCAGAGAGAAGAAUCCAACUGCACGAUUCUCUACACGCACAUCAUGGACGACUGGCCGGACUGUGCGUUCACCUGCGGGGUGGACUGCCACGGUCAGGCCAAGUACCCUUGCCUCCAGGUGUUUGUGAACCUCACGCACUCCGGGCAGAAGGCUCUCCUAUAUUACAAUGAAGAAGCUGUGCACAUCAAUCCCAAGUGCUUUUAUACACCUAAGUGCCACCGAGACAGGAAUGAUCUGCACAACAGUGCUAUGGACAUAAAGAAAUUCUUCGACCACAAAAACGGGACCCCCUUUUCCUGUUUCUACAGUCCAGACAGCCAGUCGGAAGAUGUCAUUCUCAUAAGAAAGUACGACCAAAUGGUUAUUUUCCACUGUUUAUUUUGGCCUUCACUGACCCUGCUAGGUGGUGCCCUGAUUGUUGGCAUGGUGAGACUGACACAGCACUUGUCCCUACUCUGUGAAAAAUACAAGACUGCUGUCUGAAGGGAGGAAGGCCACAAAGCACCUUACAGAGAGCAGAAUCAGUACCAACAGUGUGAUAUGGAGAGGGAUGAAAAGCACAAGGGGAGUUGUAAGAUGAUGGCCAAAUUCAAGUCUUGUCCUUCAGCUUAG